This is a messenger RNA of Geodia barretti, 1855 nucleotides long. The record is from the annotation of a GenBank genome assembly. NCBI's taxonomy places the organism in Eukaryota, Metazoa, Porifera, Demospongiae, Tetractinellida, Geodiidae.
UUCUCUCCUCGGUCAAGGUUGUUGUCAUGUGACCCAAGUCCAGCGCACGUGCCUAGCAGCGUGGUCAACUAUACACACCCCAGAGCAGCAAAACAGAAAGAUAUUUAGACUACACAGACGCGAUAUUCGAAGCUUGUUACGGAGUUGUGUUGGGAUAACUCUAUUUGUUGCGCACCUACAGUACGACUGUUCUCGGCAAUGUCUCCUAAAAAGCGAAGACGGAACAGAAAUACUGAUAGCAGUCAUGGUAGUGAGAAUGCUGCACCCAAUAACCAUGUGGUAGAGACUGCGCCAUCAUUGCAAACACCGACUUCUUCGCUGGAGAGGCAAAGCAGCAGAUCUCCGGAAGUGGAGGCCCUGAGAGGGAGCCAGAAGAAGGAGCGGUCCAAAUUGGUUCUCUGGAGGAGACCAGUGCAGACUGUUCACUGCUUCUUGUGGGAGCUUAUUUACGAGGCACGGCGACUUACCUACGGCAUUCUACAGCACAAAGUGAAGGUCACUCUGUUCAUACUUCUACUAGUGGUUUACCUUGCCAGUCACUACCUUGAUGGUCCUCACCAACCGUUUGUGUUGCGACAGGAGCGGAAGAUGUUGUGGUGGGGCUACUGGGUGGGGCUGGGGAUCCUCUCCAGCGUGGGACUUGGCACCGGUCUCCACACCUUCAUCCUCUACCUGGGACCCUACAUCGCCUCCGUCACCAUCGCCGCCUUCGACUGCGAGUCUGUCGACUUCCCCGAGCCCCCCUACCCUCUAGAUAUUGUGUGUCCCGAGGAGCCAAGUCUGUAUCCAGUCACGUUCUGGACUGUCAUGAGCAAAGUUCGGUGGGAGUCCUUCAUGUGGGGGGCAGGGACGGCUCUUGGAGAACUGCCUCCUUACUUUAUGGCAAGAGCAGCGAGAUUAUCAGGUCACGAGGAAGAGGAUCCUGACUAUGAAGAAUUGGAGGCUGUCCUCCACUCUCAGAGAAAGGACCCACUAACCAGAGCGAAGAAGGCAGUGCACCGACUGGUGGAAAGAGUUGGCUUCUUCGGCAUACUGCUCUGUGCCUCAAUACCCAACCCUCUAUUUGAUCUGGCUGGGAUAACCUGUGGCCACUUCCUCAUACCUUUCUGGACUUUCUUUGGAGCUACUCUCAUCGGAAAGGCCGUCAUCAAGAUGCACAUACAGGUAUCUAUAUAUACUGUGCUCCGUCGGCUUUCUUCCGUGUUCUUGUUGAGGAUCAUACUGGUAUAUAAAAGAUAUGCUGCGACAAUUGAAAGCAAUGCACAAGUGAAAAUUGACACCUGCGCGCAGAAAAACCUAAUGUUUGAGUGUUUUGUGUACAAUUACUCUUUGCUUAUUCGACUACGUUCUGUACGAUUGGCUGAAGUUUGUAACUCAUCUCUAUUCUUUUCCAGAAAGUGUUUGUCAUAUUAGCGUUCAGUGAGCACCAUGUAGAGCUGAUAGUAGACUUGAUAGGUAAGGUGCCAUACAUUGGUCCAUACGUGCAAGCUCCAUUCAGUGACUAUCUGGAGACUCAGAAGCUGAAACUGCACAGAAAACAAAGCUCUCCUCAUGAAAUGCGUACCAGUCUUCUGUCAAAGAUAUUUGGAGGCUUUAUGUUUCUGAUGAUUGUCUACUUUAUCGUGUCCAUCGUCCACUCGAUGGCGCAGAACUUUGCCAGACGCCGUGACGAGGCGGAGGUCCAGAAACUUGUAAAAUCGAGAAAGACUCGCUGACAUAUUGCGUGUCAGAGGAACCAGAGUAUACAUAUAACAUGGCACUACUGCAGGUUACACUAACAUACUCUCUCUGUCAUGUCAGCCCGCAACCAAACAUGUGAUGAUGUUAUUAUUCAUUUGAUGAAACUUUUCCAGGU